This is a messenger RNA of Helobdella robusta, 456 nucleotides long. RefSeq lists its product as hypothetical. Gene Ontology annotation, cellular component: membrane. The record is from RefSeq and is a predicted model, not a curated record. NCBI's taxonomy places the organism in Eukaryota, Metazoa, Annelida, Clitellata, Rhynchobdellida, Glossiphoniidae. The transcript has 4 exons. The coding region runs from base 1 to 456 and encodes 151 amino acids.
AUGGGGAUGAAUGCCAACUUCGUCGGAACUGUGCAAGGAUUGUUGAAAGGCUACUUCUGGUACUACAGUGUUGGCUGGGUCAUCUUCUCCGGGGUCAUAGGUUGCAUUGUGGCCUUGACCUUCUUCAUUCUCUACUUCUUUGGCAUUUACCCGGAAAUACUCAGCCGAUUUAAACUGGAGGUCAUAGUAAACCUAGCCAUGGCGGUCUUCCUCUUCAUAGCUGGCGUUGUAGCUGGAGUCGCCACCAGCAAAACUUUUUACGUCAACACCUACAACUGUGCAGCUGCAGCUAGCUUUUUUGCCUUCGUGUCAAUGGUCCUCUUCAUUGUGGAUGCAGUCUUGCUCUUCUUCAACCAGAUUCACGAACCACAGCAGACCACCACCACCACCACCACCUCUUCCACUACCCACACAAACCCCCCUUCAGACUUUUCCUCACCAAACGCCGUCUAUUGA